CCGCUGGUGGCGCCCCUCCUCUCCCGGGGAGGCCCCGCCGGAGGCGUGUGGGGGGCUCCAUCCAGGCGUCCCUUCUCCCUCCGGCGCCGCCCCCGCCCUCCCCGCUCCGCCUCCGGGGCCGGGCCCGCCGCGCCCUCACCGUGGACUCCUCCAAGGCCCGCACCUCGCUCCAGGCCCUCAAGCGCAGCCUCAAGCAGCUCCGGUGGAAGGAGUUUCCCUUUGGCCGGCGCUUGCCCUGCGACAUCUAUUGGCACGGAGUGUCGUUUCACGACAACGCCAUCUAUUCCGGCCUGGUCAACAAAUUCCCAGGCAUGACCGAAAUGGUGCGCAAGAUCACGCUGAGCCGUGCCAUGCGGACCAUGCAGGAGCUCUUCCCCGAGGAGUACAACUUCUACCCCCGGUCCUGGAUCCUGCCGGAGGAGUUCGCCAUCUUCCUGGCCGAGGUCCACAUGAUCAAGGACAACAACCCUUCCUGGAGGCCCACCUUUAUCGUGAAGCCCGACGGCGGGUGCCAAGGGGACGGGAUCUACCUCAUUAAGGACCCUGGCGACGUCCGGAUGUCGAGCAACCUGCAGACGCGCCCGGCGGUGGUCCAGGAGUACAUCUCCAAGCCCCUCCUGAUUGACAAGCUCAAGUUCGACAUCCGCCUCUACGUCCUGCUGAAAUCCUUGGAGCCGCUGGAGGUGUACGUGGCCAAAGACGGGCUCUGCCGCUUCUGCACGGAGCCCUACCAGGAGCCCCACCUCAAGAACCUCCACCUGGUCUUCAUGCACCUCACCAACUACUCCCUCAACGUCCACAGCGGGAACUUUGUCCACUCGGACAGCGCCAACACGGGGAGCAAACGGACGUUUUCCAGCAUCCUCGACAGGCUCUCGUCCAGCGGCGUGGAGAUCCGGAAGAUCUGGUCCGACAUCAUUUCCCUGGUCAUCAAGACGGUCAUCGCCAUGGUGCCCGAACUCAAGGUGUAUUACCAGUCGGAUAUUCCCGCGGGAAAGCCAGGACCCUCUUGUUUCCAGAUUUUAGGGUUUGACAUUCUCCUGAUGAAGAACCUGAAGCCGAUUCUGCUGGAGGUGAAUGCUAACCCCAGCAUGAAAAUCGAGCACGAGAAAGAGGUGUCUCCAGGAGUCUUUGAAUACAUCCCAAGCCCCGUCGAUGAGGAAAUCAAGGUGGCCGUCAUCCGGGACACCCUCCGCUUGGUGGACCCCCGCAAGAAGAAGAAGCUGCAGCAGCAGGGGGAAAUGGGAGCGGAGCCUGCGCCCCUCGAUGACGAGGAGGAGGAGGAAGAGGAGGAGGAGGAGGAAGACUUCCUGGACGAGGACUCCAUAGACAGGCUGGAGCUGCACCGCCGGGAAAGCCUGGAGGAGGAGAAGGCCCCUUCCCUCUGCCUGAAGCAAGUCUUCCCCAAAUACGCCAAGCAGUUCAACUUCCUGCGGCUGGUGGAGCGCAUCGCGGCGCUCUUCAUCCGCUUCCUGGGCCUGAAAGGGACCACCAAGUUGGGGCCCACCGCCUUCCGGACAUUUAUAAGGAAUAGCAGGGUGAGCAACAGCGGGUUCAGCAUGGCCGCGGCCGACAUCCUCUACAUCGACAUCACCCGGAGGGGCAGCAGCUAUGGGGUCGAGCAGAGAGACUCAGGGAUGGGCCUGCAGGCCUUUGUGGAGGCGCUCUGCUUCCUGGCCCAGCGGAGGUACAAGUCGCUCCCCCUCCACGAGCAAGUGGAGCUGCUGGUGGACUUCUGCGAGUACAACCUGGCCGCCCUGGACGAGAAGCGCCAGACCUGCGGGAGGGCCCUCUUCCCCGAGCGCCGGACCACCCUGGUCACCUGCCACCCGGACCGGCUGCAGCUCAGCCCUGGCCCACACCCACACCCCCCAUCUUCGUCCCGCGGCCCUGCCACUCACAAGCCGGUCGAGGACCAAAGCCCCCGGCCCUGAAAAGGAGGCCAUGCCCGGAGCCGCUCUGCACUCUCCACGCUGGAGGAGGAGGAACCUCCCGCCUCCCUUUGGAGUCGUCCUUUUGUAUUGAUUGUGGAUUGAGGCCCCUCCACCGAAAUCCCGCGAUGCAGGACGUCCGGCCACAGCGUAUGGACCCCCCCUUGCCUUUCAGGCUCUCUCCAAGGUGGGGAUGGAAACCCCUCACCAAAGGGAGCCCAGGUCCUGUUGCCAAAAGAGGGGUUUGGAGGAAGCCCGCUCUCUCCGCCUGAGCCUUUUGCACAGAAGCAGAGGACGGGAUUUGGACAGGGCUCCGCAUGAGAGAGAGGACUCGUAGGAGAUAGUAGUUACGCAGAACUAAAAUCCUAUUUAUUUA
Molecule: messenger RNA, 2307 nt
Organism: Anolis sagrei ordinatus
Lineage: Eukaryota; Metazoa; Chordata; Lepidosauria; Squamata; Anolidae
Gene: TTLL11
Product: tubulin tyrosine ligase like 11
Biological process (GO): microtubule cytoskeleton organization; protein polyglutamylation
Cellular component (GO): cilium
Molecular function (GO): tubulin-glutamic acid ligase activity; tubulin binding
Source: RefSeq, a predicted model, not a curated record